GGGAAAGGGCGACGUCUGCGCCCCGGGGCGGAGCCCGGCAGGGCCAGGGCAGGCCAGGGCGGGGCGGGCAGACUGAGAGCAGAACGCCGCAGACUUCUGCAGCCUGCGCUCGCCAUGAAACGGCCCAGGGAGCAGAGUGGCUCCGACGGCGAGUCGGACGGACCCAUCGACUUGGGCAGCGAGGGCGACCUGAGCCAGAUGGCCAGGCCGCUGUCCAUUCCCAGCCCUUCGCAGAUGCAAGCCAGGAAGAAACGCAGAGGGAUCAUAGAGAAACGGCGCCGAGACCGCAUCAACAGCAGCCUUUCUGAAUUGCGGCACUUGGUGCCCACUGCCUUUGAGAAGCAGGGCUCGUCCAAGCUGGAGAAAGCCGAGGUCCUGCAGAUGACUGUGGAUCACUUGAAAAUGCUCCACGCCACCGGUGGGUCAGGAUUCUUGGAUGCCCGAUCCCUCGCAAUUGACUUCCGGAGCAUUGGUUUCCGGGAAUGCCUCACAGAGGUCAUCAGGUACCUGGGGGUCCUGGAAGGGCCCAGCAGCCGUGCAGAUCCUGUCCGGAUUCGCCUUCUCUCCCACCUCAACAGCUACGCAGCUGAGAUGGAGCCUUCGCCCAUACCCACCAGCCCCCUGGCUUUGCCUUCAUGGCCCUGGUCCUUCUUCCAUAGCUGCCCAGGGCUGCCAGCCCUGAGCAGCCAGCUCACCAUUCUGGGAAGAGUUGCCAGCCCUGUAGUCCCUAGUGCCUCCCCUCUCGCUUACCCCAUCCCAGCCCUCCGAACCGCACCCCUGCGCAGAGCCUCUGGCUCCAUCACGCCCACACGGAGGAGUGUGCUACCCAGUCGGGGCGCAUCUUCCACCCAUAGGGCCCGCCCCAUGGAAAGGCCAGCUGCCCCUCUCCAUGUGGCCCCCAGCAGCAGGGCUGCCAGGAGCAGCCACCUCCUUCCACCAUUGCGGUCUUCCUCCUCCACAGCCUCUGGUGCUGUGAGGAGCCCAGCUACUGUGGCUGUCCCAGUCUCUAGGCCUUCUGCAGCACCAGCUGGGAGGCCUCCAGCGGCUGUGCUCUGCCGCUCCUGGGCCCCUGAAAUCACUGAAAUUGGUGCUCUCUGAGCUCCCCACCCUACCCCCAGGGGCAAGGAAGCUCUAAAAUUUGCCACUGCCUUUUCUGCUUUUGCUCUACAGAGGUCUACCCAUCAGAGGUCCCUUCCUCCUCUCUGCUGACACAGUCUGUCUUCCUGGCCCUCUCCCCUAGAAUUGUUCUGAUCCCAAAGAUCUGGUCUCAUUUCUCACCAGUGCAGUGAGUCACAGUGCCUUGUGAGCCCCUAAGGACCCUGCCCAGACCCCUGUCCCACCCAGAACACUUGGAUCUUGGGUCUGAGGUGGAAGCUGUAGAGUAGAAGGAUGCUGUGGCUGGAGGCAAGCUGCCUGCUAUCCUGGAGACAGCUGAGCAAGAGCCACCCACAGUUUUCUCGAGCACCCUGCCACUCCAUCAUGGUGAGGCACAGGACAGGCCCAUUCUCCGCUGCAGCCAAGCGUGGAGGCUGGGGGCCCCCGCUUGAGCAGCUGUCCUGCUGGUGAGGACACCCACCCUCCUGUAGACCAGCAGGCCCCUGCCCGUACCUGGCUUCACCAGGGAGGCCAGAAGGUUUCUGAGCAAGCAAGCACAGGGCUCUGUGACAGGACGCCUUCAUGACUGCCAGGCCAUAACAGCACUGUCAGGCUGGAGCCAGGAACAAGCAAGCGCCGGGCUCCCUGCCUCAGGCAGUCACCAUCUUCCCUGAGGGUGGUCCUGCCCCAUGGGGUGCGCAGUGAGACCAUCCUCUUGGGAUUCAGCACCAGACGCCUGAGCUGCCUGGUUUGCAUCGGCUUGCAGAGCCUAGACUGCUGCCACAGCCAAGGGCUGUCAUGCUGGACAAAAAUAACUGUGAGGAGGGGCAGGAGGAAGAACAAUCAGAGGCGGCUGGGGCCUUCAAGGUCACACAGAGGGUCAAGGCCUGGGAUCCGGGACCCAGAGGCUGCACACUGGCUCUGCUCAGAAGCCGUUUCAUUCCACAGCUCUGCCUUAGGCCAUUCUCCUCUACUGGAAGAACAAAGGGCCUGGUGUCCCUUCCCAGUGAAACAGCAGUGACUGGAAUGACGACGUUCAGGGUUGCCACAUUAGUUGAAAAAGUGCAGAAACAUUUCUGUGCUCAUCAGAAGACCUGCCCCUGCCUCUUGCCCAGUGCCUCUGAGCACCCUGGCACGGGGUGUUUCCCCCAGGACCACCUCCAUCUGGCUAUGCACACUAAGCCCGAGGCUUCGGGGUUCCCCAGCUGACGGCUCACUAGUGCUCAUGUCACACUGGUUAGGAAAUAUUUUCCAUGUCUCUGACCCAAGGCUCUGGGAUCCACAGCCUUGGGUGGGAGCCACCCUCAGAGGCUACCAGGAGGCACCAGGGGCACAAAAGUAAGAGUUUGCCAAAACCUCGGGCCACAGUGUCCUUCCGAAGAAGUGGGGCAGAGGGUAGAAGUGAUUUGAGUGAUCCAGAAAGUUCUUUAAAAGGCAAGGUGCUUGGGAAAGGAUUAAAAGGUAAGUACACCUUUCAUUUCUUAGCAAGAAGAGCCAGUUGGAUCAGCUUGCUGUCCUGUGGAUCCAUCUGAGAUGGGCAGCCACAAGGCAAAAAGGCCUCGCUGCAGAGAGUGGAUUAGAGCAGAGGCUGUCCUGAGUGGGAGGCAAAGGGGGCAGCACAGCCAUGCAGGAUUCUAGGAGUUGGGAGAAGAAAUGACAGAAGGCAAAGACCAGUCUCCCUUUUCUCAUGAAGGCGCACACUCAGGACAGGAAGAGGACAGUCCGUGUCCCUCCCCUGCCCCUUGCUCUCCAGCUACUCCCAGGAUCCCAGAGUGCCCUGCGGUCCUGCAGUUUGGUGACCUCCUAGCCUGAGAGCCCAGUAAGGCUGUGGGAAAUGUAUUCCCAUGCUGUGGGUACCCUGCUCUGAAGCUGUCUGCUGACAGCACUGACAAGAGUUGGAAAUGGCACAGCACUGUCAGCAUUUGGUUGGUCUCAGGUUUAUUCUCCUGAGAACUGUCAGAAAUGUGACUGUGUGUUCAACCCCAUGGAUGGGGGCUUCGUUUCUGUUUCUGUUCUCAAACCUUCCUGGUACCCUGAUUUUCCCCAUCCCAUCACAGGUUGCCAACAAUAAAGAUUCAGUUCUUCUAGAACCUUCCAGUAGAUCCUACGUAAAAAUCUCAGCAGUCCAUCGUCUUGGAAGUCCACAGCCACCGUGCUGCCCUGACUGCAUCUCUGUUCCCCCAGACCACUGUCCCAGCCUCUGCAAGCUCUCCUAGCUUUGCCUCUUGCUUUGUCUGCUGGUUCCUAAAAACCACAGAGAACCUGAAGCACGCGGAUCACACCAUAGCCACCCUUACUUAGAACCCUUCCUCUGUUACUCUUCUGCUUUUGUUCCCAACCCUACUUCAAGCCUCAUUUCCUUCCAGGCCCAAACUUGCACCACCCCUCCUGCUCCCACAGCGUGCCUUCACUUCCUCAGCCUUCCAAUCUUGCUCCUCAAUCUGCUGUUCACUGGAAGAAUGCUCCUCCCAGCUCUGUCUGUGGCUCAGGUCUCUGAACCCUGAGGCCUCGGCUCAGUGUUUGUCCCCAGGGCCCUUCCCUGACCACUACACUUGCAAAGUAACUAGAUCUCCCAGGUCCCCACUGUUUCCUCCAGUCCUCAGUUCUCCAGGAGCUUGCCACUGUGCUUGCCAACCACUCAUGUGCUUGCUCCUGGUCAACUGCCCCCACCCACUAGAUGGCAAGCACCAUGAGGCCCAGGAGCACACCUGACCCACCUUCCGCUCUGUACCCAGCACCAAGUGUGGUGCCAGGCCCAUCAUCCCUGUGCAGUAAAUCUUUAUUGGAAUAAAUAAACUGAAGAGA
This is a messenger RNA of Octodon degus (degu), 3900 nucleotides long. RefSeq names its product hes related family bHLH transcription factor with YRPW motif-like (gene Heyl). The transcript is spliced from 5 exons. Bases 115 to 1098 code for a protein of 327 amino acids. NCBI's taxonomy places the organism in Eukaryota, Metazoa, Chordata, Mammalia, Rodentia, Octodontidae. The record is from RefSeq and is a predicted model, not a curated record. Gene Ontology annotation, cellular component: nucleus. Gene Ontology annotation, molecular function: RNA polymerase II cis-regulatory region sequence-specific DNA binding; protein dimerization activity; DNA-binding transcription factor activity, RNA polymerase II-specific. Gene Ontology annotation, biological process: Notch signaling pathway; anterior/posterior pattern specification; circulatory system development.